Molecule: messenger RNA, 2178 nt
Organism: Amborella trichopoda
Lineage: Eukaryota; Viridiplantae; Streptophyta; Magnoliopsida; Amborellales; Amborellaceae
Cellular component (GO): plasma membrane; plasmodesma
Source: RefSeq, a predicted model, not a curated record
UUCUCUCAGUCCCUGGACUCAAUACUGAAACCCAUAACCCAUAAACGAACAUCUGAUCCUUAACCUCUUCUUUAUUAAAAACAAAUUCACCAUUUUUUUAUGGAAAGAGUUUAUAUAAAGCCGAGGUUUUAAACAAUCAAAUUAAAGCUCACUUCAAAACUUUUUCUGAGGUUGUUUUGAUGCCCAAAUAUCCUCAAAUUCAUUAUCUUUGAUGUCAAUAUGCAUGACCAGAAAAAAAUGGAUUUCAAGUUUUAAAACCUUGACAUUAUUUAAAUGUGGGCUGUGCUUUGAUUGUUUAGAGCCUAGGCUCUAUACGAACAUUACCUUCCGCCUGAGCUUAAGAGGAUUGUAGAGAGACAGCGUGUGUGUGCAUCUUCUGAAAAGCCAUGGCGCCUCUCCCUGCUUUCUCUGUCUUCCUGGUAUUUUCCACCAUUUUCAGUUCCUCUUACGAGGCACUUGAGACUAACCCUCUCUCAGAACGACAACAUGAGGUGUUAUCAUGGAGGGGAGCUGAAGAGGAUAAGAAUAUUGUUAUAUUGGAAGAAAGAAUCCACAGAGAAGAGUCUCUGCAAAAUUAUGAACACUAUAAUGGAGGACAGAAUAUGAGCGACCCCUUUUACUGGACUUUAGUGCUUUCUAAGGCCCGGUGCCCACUUGCUGUAGCUGUACUUUGGUUUCCUGCAUUUGGGGUUCUUCUCAUUCUUCUCUGUUGCUGUUGUUGCUGCUGCCCCCGAAGACUUCCAAGCAACUCAAGAGUUGCCUAUGCAUUAUCCCUCAUUUUCCUCAUACUCUUCACUUGUGCUGCCAUAGUUGGAUGUAUUGUUUUAUAUACUGGUCAGGGGAAGUUUUAUAGAAGCACAAAAGGUGCCUUGGAAUAUGUAGUGGACGAAGCUAAUUUGACAGUCACCAAUCUUAAAAACUUCUCGAAUAGCAUAUCAGCUGCAAAGAGAAUUGGGGUUCAUGGGAUCUUCCUUCCUUUGAGUGAUCAAGCCCAGAUUGAUACACUUGCGUCUAAGCUGAAUAGUUCGGCAGACACUCUUCAGCAUCAGGCAGAGGACAAUUCUGAUAUAUUUCAUUUUGUACUCAAUCUUGUGAGAGACCUUCUGAUUGUUGUUGCAAGUGUGAUGCUUCUUUUGGAAUUUCUUGGAUUUUUGUUUUCGAUUCGUGGGCUUCAAGUUCUUGUAUACAUAUUGGUUACUAUUGGUUGGGUUCUGGUUCCAGUGGCAUUCAUUUUCUGUGGUGUAGCUCUUAUUGUCGAUAUCAUUGUUUCAGAUGCAUGUGUUGCCAUGCAUCAGGAUGCAAACUCAACGUUGGUGGAUAUUCUUCCAUGUGUGGAUGCAGCAACCGCCAAUAAAUCCUUGUAUCAAAGCAAGGAGAUCAGCUACCAAAUGGUCAAUGUUGUUAAUCAGGUCAUUUCGAAUGUGUCCAACCAGAACUCCUCCAGGGGUGCUCCUUCAUAUUACAACCAAUCUGGACCGUUGGUUCCUGUUCUUUGCAAUCCAUUUAAUUUUGACUUCACUCUUCGAAAUUGUCGACCAGGGGAAGUGACUCUCAAUAAUGCAAUGCAGGUAUGGCAGGGUUAUACAUGCAAGGUUUCAUCGUCUGGUUUGUGUUCUUCGGUGGGUCGUCUGACCCCUGACAUGUACAACCAAAUGCUGGCAGCAACUAAUGUGAGCUACGAACUAUAUAAUUAUGGUCACUUCCUCAACCAUCUACAGAACUGCACCUUUGUGAGGGACAUAUUUGAUACCAUAACCAAGAGAGAUUGUCCACGCUUAAGGCUAUAUAGCAAGUGGAUUUACAUAGGCCUUGUUAUUGUCUCCUCAGCUGUGAUGCUCUCUCUCAUCGUUUGGCUCAUCCAUGCUAGAGAGAGGCGACACCGCAAGUAUAUCAAAAUCCUUCCCGGGGUUCCAUAAACUCAAGCACUGGUUCGAGAGAAGGAUCCAUGGAGGAUCAGAAAUGGUUCUUAGAAAUUGGUCUUCUUUCUCUCAUGUUGGAUGUUAUGGGAUGGUUCUUGGAAAUUGGUGUUCUUUCUGUCAUGUUUGAUAUUAUGGGAUGUGUGUAUUUGUAACUUCACAUUUCAAAAAUAGGAUUAUAGGCAUUUGUAUGUAUCCUAAAAAUUGGUGGUGUAUCUCUUGGCAAUGAUUUCAAGUCACUAUGUUAUAGUAAUAUAAUGAA